AUGACGUGUCCCUUUACCCCAGACCUCCCUUUCAGACCUCCCUCUUACACUUUGGGCCUCAGAAACCCGCCUCUGAAUCCCUGGCUAUGUUUGACCUCUCCACCCUUUUCAGCAGGGGCUGGGGGCCAAAGGAACCAGCUAGGCGAGGCGAGCAUGGAGAAUGGCGAAAGGAAGAAGCUGUCUUCCACUUCGUUGGAUGAAGAUCGGAAAGAAGAAAAUAAAUUAAAACAAGGAAUUCCCCAAGAUUUGUCUUCUUCCCCCAAAUUAGACAGAUACAAAAUAGCAAGACAAUUAACAGAAAAAGCCAUCAAGGAAAAGAAGAUUUUCUCCAUCUAUGGACACUACCCUGUUAUCCGGGCCACGCUGCGAAGAAAGGGCUGGGUGGAGAAAAAGUUUCAUUUCUUGCCCAAAAUUCUUCAGAAUGUUGAAGGUGAAGAUAAUAAAAGUGCAGAGACCAAAGAAAAUCAAGAAAUACCUUUGGAGAGAUUAGAUGAUAUCCAUGAUGUGAUGUCUAGGUUGGUAAAGAACGAGAUGCCAUACCUCCUCUGGACUAUCAAGAGGGACGUUGUGGACUAUCACAGUCUGACCUGUGACCAGAUGCUGAAUCACUAUGGGAAGACAGCAUCGUUCACCACCAAGAUUGGGCUGUGUUUGAACAUGAGGAGCCUGCCUUGGUAUGUCCAGGCCAACCCCAACACCUUCUUCCCACGUUGCUAUGGCCUCUGUACGGAGAGUGAGAAGCAGGAAUUCUUGGAUGACUUUCGGCGAACAGUGGCUUCCAGCAUCCUCAAGUGGGUAGUGAGCCACCAGAAUUACUACAGUAAAAUCAAAAGCAAGAGUAAGAAGGAGGAGGCCAAGAAUGGUGAUCCCAGCCCCCAAAAAGAACCUGAUGAUACUGACCUCAAGUUCCAAGGCCUCUCGGGACAGCUUGUGGACACAGCAUGCAAGGUGUGCCAGGCCUACUUGGGACAGCUGGAGCAUGAGGACAUUGACACAUCAGAGACCAGCACUGAAGCAUUGUCUGAGGAAGAAUGGAAUGAUCUGACAAAGCAGUACUACUUAUUGGUUCAUGGCAAUGCUUUCAUCCUUGAUUCGAGAAGCUACUUUUCACAGUGCCAGGCUCUGCUGAGUAAGAUCAGCUCUGUGAACCCUCAGACAGACAUCGACGGGAUUCGAAACAUCUGGAUCAUAAAACCUGCAGCAAAGUCCCGAGGUCGAGAUAUUGUGUGCAUGGACCGUGUGGAGAAUAUCCUGGAGUUGGUGGCCACAGACAACCAGAACACAAAGGACAACAAAUGGGUGAUCCAGAAGUACAUCGAGACACCGAUGCUCAUCUAUGACACCAAGUUCGACAUCAGACAGUGGUUCCUUGUCACAGACUGGAACCCUUUAACCAUCUGGUUCUACAAGGAGAGCUACCUCCGUUUUUCCACGCAGCGCUUCUCCCUGGACAAGCUGGACAGUGCCAUCCACCUGUGUAACAACUCCAUUCAGAGACGUCUCAAGAAUGACAAAGAACGCAGUCCGCUGCUACCUGGCCAUAACAUGUGGACCAGCACUCGCUUCCAGGAGUAUCUGCAGAAGAGAGGUCGAGGGGGAACUUGGGGCAGCAUCAUCUACCCAUCUAUGAAAAGAGCCGUCACCAAUGCCAUGAGGGUGGCUCAAGACCACGUAGAAGCCCGUAAGAACAGCUUCGAGCUCUAUGGAGCCGACUUCAUCCUUGGGCGAGACUUCAAGCCCUGGCUCAUCGAGAUCAACUCCAGCCCCACCAUGCACCCCUCCACUCCCGUCACAGCCCAGCUCUGUGCCCAGGUACAGGAAGAUACCAUCAAGGUUGUGGUAGACCGCAAACUGGACCGAAACUGUGACAUUGGCAACUUUGAGCUUCUGUGGAGGCAGCCUGCCGUGGAGCUGCCACCAUUCAAUGGGUCUGACCUCUGUGUGGAAGGCAUCAGUGUGAAGAAAGCCAAGAAGCAAAUGCCUCCCAUCACCAACCUCAGUUUCUCAGAAUCGCUCUCAGACACUCCGGUCAAAGCGCGGAGCCCCCGGGCCCUACCGGAUCCAGCAAUCGGGUCCUCCCGAAUGACCCUGCGGCAGGACUGGAAACGGGAAGAAGCAAAGGUACUUUCAGCCACCUGGUCUGUACCAGUAAUGGCUGCUGAGGGCAGAGGUCUAGCAAAGCCCUCUUACACCUUACCGGUUAGUAACUACCAACAUGGAGACAAUAAGGCCCCCAAAAGUACUUUUAGCAGAGCCCAGCCCACUAAACACUUGGAUCCAAACUUGACAAGUGUACAGCACCCUGCCCUGGUGCUGCAGAAUAUGAAAACCAUGGAGAGGCCCCAGUCUCCACCACCUGAAGCAUCAUCAGAUAACCUUGGGGAGCCAGUGCCUUUGUGUCCCUUCAUAUUUGAGGGAUUCCGGCUCCGUCCCAAUCUUCGAAGAAGACCUUCGAGCUGCAUUCUUCAGAGUAGGGCUCAGGGCUGGAUCAGGGGUAUGCCCUGAGAGGAUCUUCAGCCAAAGCGCACAAGCAGGGAUGGGGGUGGGGGAUGAGACACCUUGGCACUGCCCUGUCCAGGCACUAGGGUUUCUGGUAUUGUGCUGGUCGAGAUGAGCAGCAUAGUGGGGUUCUGUUGCAACAGUCCCAGUGGCACUUGCUUCCUCUAAGGUGGAGCCGGCAUCUGGGGAUAGGUUAUUGUGUUCAGGCAACACCAAGUAGCAUGGAUAGGCAAGGUGGAGGGAUUGCUGGGCUCUCGCACAUGAUUUCUG
This is a messenger RNA of Phodopus roborovskii (desert hamster), 2769 nucleotides long. RefSeq names its product tubulin tyrosine ligase like 8 (gene Ttll8). Gene Ontology annotation, cellular component: cilium. The transcript is spliced from 12 exons. NCBI's taxonomy places the organism in Eukaryota, Metazoa, Chordata, Mammalia, Rodentia, Cricetidae. The coding region runs from base 1 to 2505 and encodes 834 amino acids. Gene Ontology annotation, biological process: cilium assembly; protein polyglycylation; cilium movement. The record is from RefSeq and is a predicted model, not a curated record. Gene Ontology annotation, molecular function: protein-glycine ligase activity, initiating.